Molecule: messenger RNA, 6309 nt
Organism: Aethalodelphis obliquidens (Pacific white-sided dolphin)
Lineage: Eukaryota; Metazoa; Chordata; Mammalia; Artiodactyla; Delphinidae
Gene: SSTR3
Product: somatostatin receptor 3
Exons: 1
Coding region: 2609-3886 (425 amino acids)
Biological process (GO): neuropeptide signaling pathway
Cellular component (GO): plasma membrane; neuron projection
Molecular function (GO): somatostatin receptor activity; neuropeptide binding
Source: RefSeq, a predicted model, not a curated record
ACCAGCUAUGACCCUUAGACAAGUGCCUUCUCCAGGCCUGGCCUCAGUCUGCCGGCCUGUGAAAUGGAGUGGGCGGGAGAUGGUCUUACGAAUCCUCCCAGCUUUGUCCCUUCCUAGCUGUGUGACCAGAGUGCAUGGCCUCAAUUUUGUUCCCUGUCUGUACUGUGGGGACAACCCUACUGCCUCCCUCAUAGGACCCUAUAGGAUGCUGCAUGUCACUGCUUAGCCUGGAACCUUAGCUCCGUGACGAAGGGCUGGCAGCACUGUUAGGACCCUAUGCGCCCACUGUCCAGACUGCCCCUUGCUUAGUGCCUGGGGUGAGGGCAGGUUGAGGGCUCUCACCAGGCUUGGAGGAGCAGGGAGAGGGUGCUCUGAGCCCGGCCAGCCUGGGGAAGCAUCAGGAAGAGGCAGGGCCAAUUGGUUCUUUGCCAUUCUUGGCAUCACCCCGCCUGGUGCUCAGAGCCCUUGGAAAUCCCAGGUAUUGGGCAGGGGCACCGGGCACGCUCACCCACCCAGAGGCGUUUGCUCUGAGUUGGGGCGCCUCCCCUUUCCAGGAGCUUCGCAUGUGAAAAGUGGUGUCCGGACAGGGCAGUGGGGACCAUAGGUCUCACUGGAGGCAUUUCAGGUCCAGUGGUCGGCGGGCAGGAGAACACUGGAGGAAGGCUCCUCUGAGAGGUUUCCUUCUCCCUUGGGGUUUCUGUAGGGAGAGUCAGGGCAGCCAGCAGCCAAGGGACUGGGGAAGGGGGUGGUCAUUUGGAAGGAGGGGAGGAGGUCCCGUCGCAGAGAGACUCCAGCUUUCAGCCCUGGCCUCUAACUGGGUCUCCGGAGAGCCAGAAAGUCCUGCUGAGGGAGGUUAGCCAAUCCUGGGGCAGGAGGUCUCUCCCAGCAGGGCCUGAAUUCCCACUGUCAGCAAUUCAUCCUCCCUUUGCGUUAAGAUUUGUCCACCGGGGUUCCUCUGAUUCAUUCGAUGCCUCAAACGCUGAUGCAGAACUUGCGCUUAUAUGAAAGGGACGAGGGAAAGGACCAGAGCCGAGUCCUAGCAUCUCCACGCUUGAGAGUCAAGUUCUAGCAGCGUAGCCAGGAGGCGUCUCAGCUCCUUAUAACACACGAGAAGUGUAGUAAGAAGGUGCUCUCAGAGGGAACGGGGACGCUUGUUCCCACUGUGCCGCUGGGCAAGCUCUUACUCACGUUUCAAGACCCACUUGAAGUGUCCUCUUCUCGGGGGAGCCUCCCCCACCAGCGCAGGGGGGAGCUGGCUGUUCUUGUCCUUACCCCCAGCGUGUUGUGAAUUUCUCCACCAUCGGCCAGCCUUUGGGGCAGAAGGGGCCCCAGCCGCCCACCCCCCCCAGGUUCACAGCCAAUCAUCCUUCACAGCCCUGUUCACAGCAGGGCCUUUGUCGCAGUGCAGUGGGACGAGCAGGGCUGAGAGAGUCCUCAAGGGCUUUGAUUUCCAGGGGAAGGGACACCUCUGAGCCUGUGGUUCUUAACUCCAUUCAGAAUCUAAGGAAUCUGAUGAAAGCGCUGGGCUCUGCCCAGAAAAAACAAGGAUGUAUUAACUUUCACCAGAGUUUGGGGGGUUUAUGGAUCCUCUGAAGUUCAUCAAGAGACUUGGGUUCAAGGUUAAGGACCUGUGAUAUGCAGCAGUGUUUUUCUAGCAUGAGAGCUGAGACCUGUUUGGGGGGUGUCUUAGUCUGUCCAGAUUGUUGUAACGGAAUACCAUAGGCUGGGUAGCUUAUAAACAACAGAAGUUCAUUCCUCACCGUUCUGGAGGCUGGGAAGUCCGAGAUCAGUGUGCCGGCAGAUUCGGUGUCUGGUGAGGACCUGCUUCCCGGUUCAUAGUGGCUGUUUUCUUGCUGUUUCCUUGCAUGGCAGAAGGGACAUGGGAGCUCUCUGGGGUUAGAAGGGCACUAAUCCCAUUCAUGAGGGCUCUACCCUCGCCACCGAAUCACCCCCCCCAAAGGCCCUCCCAUCUAAUACCAUCACACUGGGGGUUAGGAUUUUAACAUAUCAGUUUGGCGUGGGGGAGGACACAUUCAGUCUAUCACAGCGUGUGAUCCACUUGGGGCUCUGCCAGCAGGCUAAUCACACGUAGAAAGGGCAGAUUUUGUUUUAUGGAACAAUAUGACGUCGGGUUGCAAUGUAAAACGCACUGGUGUCAAAAACGGUUGGAAAAUGCUGAUAUGGAGGAAAGGGCUUAUGUUGUCAUCAGCUUAUCGAAUGAUCCCCUUGCUGAACAUUUGCGGAGCACUUGCCCUGUGCGCAAGUGAAGGGUCACUGGUGUCCAGGUCAGUGCUGGUCCUGCUUUUUGGGGCCAGGCGAGCCGGAGUCCCAUGCCACACCCCCGCUAUGUGGUACAGCGUGGUCACUUCACCUCUCUGAGACUCAGUUUCCUCAUGUGAGAAGUGGGGAUACCUUGCCCGCCUCCCUUGCUGGCCUGGGCAGAGUGAAUGAGCCGUGACACAUCAAACUCUGGCCAGGUGCCCAGGAAGUCUCCAAGUUCAGUGUGAUGGGGGAGGGGCUGAAGAGACAAAGCCGUGCCCUGCCAUGACCAAACUGUGUCCUCCCUCCUCCAGGCUAGUAGCUGACUGCUGACCAUCCUCUCUUGGCCAUGGACACCCCUGGCUAUCCUUCACCGUUGCCCACGCCCUCGGAACCCUGGAACGCCUCUUCCGCUUGGCCCCUGGAUGCCAUCCUCGGAAACGCGUCCACAGCGCAGAGUGCAGUAGGGCUGGCUGUCAGUGGCAUUCUGAUCCCACUGGUCUACCUGGUGGUGUGCGUUGUGGGCCUGCUGGGCAACUCACUGGUCAUCUACGUGGUCCUGCGACAGACGGCCAGCCCGUCGGUCACCAACAUCUACAUCCUCAACCUGGCGCUGGCUGAUGAGCUUUUCAUGCUGGGGCUGCCCUUCCUGGCCGCCCAGAACGCCCUGUCCUACUGGCCCUUCGGGGCCCUCAUGUGCCGCCUGGUCAUGGCCGUGGACGGCAUCAACCAGUUCACCAGCAUCUUCUGUCUCACCGUCAUGAGCGUGGACCGCUACUUGGCGGUAGCGCAUCCCACCCGCUCGGCCCGCUGGCGCACGGCGCCCGUGGCCCGCACAGUCAGUGCGGCCGUCUGGGUGGCCUCAGCCGUGGUAGUGCUGCCCGUGGUGGUGUUCUCGGGCGUGCCCCGUGGCAUGAGCACCUGCCACAUGCAGUGGCCUGAGCCGGCAGCGGCCUGGCGGGCUGGCUUCAUCAUCUACACGGCCGCACUGGGCUUCUUUGGGCCGCUGCUGGUCAUUUGCCUCUGCUACCUGCUCAUCGUGGUCAAGGUGCGCUCAGCUGGGCGGCGGGUGUGGGCACCCUCGUGCCAGCGGCGGCGGCAUUCUGAGCGCAGGGUCACGCGCAUGGUGGUGGCCGUGGUGGCACUCUUUGUCCUCUGCUGGAUGCCCUUUUAUGUGCUCAACAUCAUCAACGUGGUGUGCCCGCUGCCCGAGGAACCCGCCUUCUUCGGCCUCUACUUCCUGGUGGUGGCGCUGCCCUACGCCAACAGCUGUGCCAACCCCAUCCUUUACGGCUUCCUCUCCUACCGCUUCAAGCAGGGCUUCCGCAGGGUCCUGCUGCGGCCCUCCCGCCGUGUGCGCAACCAGGAGCCUCCCCUGGGGCCUCCAGAGAAGACAGAGGAAGAAGAGGAUGAAGGAGAGGAUGGAGGUGGGGAGGCUGGGCAGGAGGGAGCAGGGGAGCAUGAAGGGCCGAAGGAGAUGAAUGGUGGGGUCAACCGCAUCACGCAGCCGGGUCCCAGCGGACAGGAGCAGCCUCCCAGCGGCCCCACCAGAAAGGAGCGUCAGUUCCUACCCCAAGAGCCCUCAGCUGCGGAGAAGUCAGGCACCCUGCACAUCAGCUAUCUGUAAGGGCCUGCGGAGGGUCAGGGUAGCCCAAGGACAGGGCAAAGACUGUGGGUAUGCCUAGGGCAUGCCACCUGAGGUGCCAGGGGUCCGUGAUGGGAAGUUCAGAAGCCUGGGCUCUGAUGCCAUUGCUGCCGAGACUUGCUGUGUGACCUCAGAUAGGUCACUUCCCCUCUCUGGGCCUUGUGUUCUCCUCUGUGACUCAGGGAUGGGAGAUACGGCCUGGACGAGCUCUAUCAGAUAAGUCUGGAGGGGCAUCUCUGCCGGGCUGGGUAGGGUCAGGUUAAGGGGAUAGGUACCGACUGGCUUUCCCCUUCCGAAACAGAGCAUCCUCAAUCUUGGCCCUCAGAGGGAUAAACCAAGGCCUGGAUUUCCCGGGCUCAGAGUCAGGUUCACAAAAGAGGGAGUGGGGGCCCACAUUCACAGGGAGUGGUACUGCACAGGGAGUGGUAGGGAGAAGGGGUGUGAGAUUGCCCAGGCCCCCAUCAGCUCUCCCCGUCUUGCUGCAAGGCUGUGGGCCAGCUCUUCUCCUCUCUGGGCCUCAGGCCUCACCUGCUAAACAACCCAAUAACCUCCAGGCCCCCUUGGCCCAGACAGUCAAUGCCAGGACUCCUGUAUUCCCAGACAAGAGGGGAAGACGUGAUUUUCCAGGAAGCUAAUUGAGUCGAGCUUCAGGGUCCCUGACUGCUCGGGCCCUUCUGAGGCCCUGAGUCUAAUUUCAUACUGGUAAUUUUGUACCCCUUUUCUUAAAGAGGGACCCCAUAUUGCAUAAGCUUAGGCCACCCAAAGGCUAGCUCAGGCCCUGUUGGGGGCAGCUAAUCAAUCCUCAAAGCAGCUCACUUUGUGUCCUGUGGCUGGAGGGGGUCUCAGGGUCUUUGAGGGCUCAGGAACCUCCUCAUAGGAGAAAUCCUCCCUGCUUCUCCCCACUCGGCGACUAAAGUAGGGACCUGGCCCAGGCAGACUGGAACGGAAAGGCGGAGUGUCUAAACAGAGCUGGGAGGAGAAGGAAGAAGAAGAGGAGGGAGAGGAAGGGGGAAGGGAAAGGCAAAGGAGGAGGAGGUGGAGGACAGAUCUGCUCCAUGACCUUGGGGCCGACCUUGGCCCCUCUGGGCUGAGCUCAGUUGCAGCAUCAACGAAACAUGGUUGCCAGUGCCUGGCCUGAUGAAACUCAAGGAAAGGAUGCCAUCAGGGUGGAAAAGCAAAUGCUCUGAAAGGUACAGGCUCAGCCCCCUUGAGGGCCUGCAGUGCUGGUAAGAAGGGUUAGGCCUUGGUGGAAGCCUGGGGGCAGAGCUGAGAAGCAAGGCCUGGCUCCCCGGAGAGGUUGGGAGGAGUGGGGCAGCGCUGCAGGCUGGGGAGCAGGCCACCGGGUCCUCUACAUGCCCCGGGGCAGCACGUCGGAAAGGCCUAAGGAAGACAAGACUAGAGGAGGCUGGAGAGAGGCCACAGGGAGAGGCCACUGUCCAAGGCUGGGCCUGGGGCUGGCCUGGACGCCCUCCCAGAGAUGACCCCUUAGAGCCACAGCGAGACUGGUCCCGGGGACGGUGGAACCUCCAGUUAAAUCUCCCGACACUCCACCCCGCAGAGGGUAGGGGGUCCUCAGGGAAAGCAUGGGGACCACAAGUUGGGAAGCCUAGAUCUUCAACUCACCUUCAGAUCCUGUGUAGCCUUGACCUCUCUGGGCCUCAGUUUCCCAUCAUAAAGUGGAAGUGCUUGUCCCAGCUUGCCUGCCUCCUGGGAUUUGGGAAGAAAAGGAGUCGUUUGGGGUAAACUGCCGUGCACACUGCGAUGGCUGGGGCUGGGCCUUAACAGAUUACAGAGUGGAGGCAGCCCCCUGCCAGGCGUGGCCUUCAACCCCUUCUCCUUCACCAAGUGGCUUCUCUGUCUCCAGCCCUUGGGGCUGAGGGCGCUACAGGACAUGAGGAAGGGAAGCUGGGGGUCAGAGACCAAGGAUCAGGGAGGUAGGGCUUGGGGGAGAGUGAGGCCCCAUCAGGGGGAAAGAAGUUUACAAAACUAGAGCUUGUGUGGAGGUUGGAGGCCCAGUCCUCAGUCUGGUGUCCCCUGAGGCGGAUCUGGGGGUCUGAGGAAAGAGGGCCCCUGGCAUUCCAGCAUUUCCUGUUUUCCUGGCCAACCCUACUUUCCUGAUUCCUGGGACAAGUGAGCCUGUUCUACAAGGGUGGCUGGGAGGCCCCUUAGGGAAAUUCUGACUCUAACUCUUGUCAAUAAAGUCAGUGACACAUGACAACUGGCCUGGGCCAAUUCCUCUGGCGGGCGCUGUGUUUUUAGACGGGUGUGCCUGGGUGGGGGUGGGUACGGGCAUCCGUCUCUAUCGGGGUGCUCCUUCUCUCCUGUCUCUCAGCUCUGCGUGCCCAGGCCUCUUUGUGUAUAGCCUCCCAGAAUCCUGGUCCUCCAGGAGGGAUGGAAGACGUCCC